UGAGUGGGCGGUGGCGGUUCUUGUUGGCGGUCUGGCUCCGCAGGGCAGGGGGCAAUUUUAGUUGUUUGGGGGUGGUUUUUAGUUUAAUUUUUCUUUUGUAGCUUGGCAUCGCGGGCCAGUUCGCACGUUCUAGUCGUCUGAGGCCAUGUCAGGAGACGGAGCCACGGAGCAGGCAGCUGAGUAUGUCCCAGAGAAAGUGAAGAAAGCCGAAAAGAAAUUAGAAGAGAAUCCCUAUGACCUUGACGCUUGGAGCAUUCUCAUUCGAGAGGCACAGAAUCAACCUAUAGACAAAGCACGGAAGACUUAUGAACGCCUUGUUGCCCAGUUCCCCAGUUCUGGCAGAUUCUGGAAACUGUACAUUGAAGCAGAGAUUAAAGCUAAAAAUUAUGACAAGGUCGAAAAGCUAUUUCAGAGAUGCCUUAUGAAGGUUUUGCACAUUGACUUAUGGAAGUGUUAUCUUUCAUAUGUCCGAGAAACCAAGGGUAAACUACCAAGUUACAAAGAAAAAAUGGCUCAAGCAUAUGACUUUGCACUGGAUAAAAUUGGAAUGGAAAUUAUGUCUUAUCAGAUUUGGGUGGAUUACAUCAAUUUCUUAAAAGGCGUGGAAGCUGUUGGAUCUUAUGCAGAAAAUCAGAGAAUAACAGCUGUUCGAAGAGUUUAUCAACGAGGUUGUGUUAAUCCCAUGAUCAACAUUGAACAACUGUGGAGAGACUAUAACAAGUAUGAAGAGGGUAUCAAUAUUCAUUUAGCUAAAAAAAUGAUUGAAGAUCGGAGUAGGGAUUACAUGAAUGCUAGGCGGGUAGCAAAGGAAUAUGAGACAGUAAUGAAAGGUUUGGACCGCAAUGCUCCCUCAGUGCCUCCUCAGAAUACUCCUCAAGAAGCUCAGCAGGUAGAUAUGUGGAAGAAAUACAUACAGUGGGAAAAGAGCAACCCUCUUCGUACAGAAGAUCAGACUCUUAUAACUAAAAGAGUUAUGUUUGCUUAUGAACAGUGCCUGCUUGUGCUGGGCCAUCACCCUGAUAUUUGGUAUGAAGCUGCCCAGUAUCUUGAGCAGUCAAGUAAACUGUUAGCAGAGAAAGGGGAUAUGAAUAAUGCCAAAUUAUUUAGUGAUGAAGCUGCUAAUAUAUAUGAAAGAGCCAUAAGCACUUUAUUAAAGAAGAAUAUGCUUCUUUAUUUUGCAUAUGCAGAUUAUGAAGAGAGUCGCAUGAAGUAUGAGAAAGUUCACAGUAUAUAUAACAGACUUCUGGCAAUUGAGGAUAUUGACCCCACCUUGGUAUAUAUCCAAUAUAUGAAAUUUGCAAGAAGAGCAGAAGGUAUUAAAUCUGGAAGAAUGAUAUUUAAAAAAGCAAGAGAAGAUACCAGAACCCGCCACCAUGUCUAUGUUACUGCAGCACUCAUGGAGUAUUAUUGUAGUAAGGACAAAUCUGUUGCCUUUAAGAUUUUUGAGCUGGGGCUAAAGAAAUAUGGAGACAUUCCAGAAUAUGUCCUGGCCUAUAUUGACUAUCUUUCUCACCUCAAUGAGGACAAUAAUACUCGAGUUUUGUUUGAACGAGUUUUAACAUCUGGAAGUCUUCCACCUGAGAAGUCUGGAGAAAUCUGGGCCCGAUUUUUAGCUUUUGAAAGUAAUAUUGGUGAUCUAGCUAGUAUACUCAAAGUGGAGAAAAGACGGUUUACAGCAUUCAAAGAAGAGUAUGAAGGCAAAGAAACAGCUUUACUGGUAGAUAGAUACAAGUUCAUGGAUUUAUAUCCUUGCUCUGCAAGUGAACUAAAAGCGCUUGGGUAUAAGGAUGUCUCCCGUGCUAAGCUAGCAGCUAUAAUUCCAGACCCAGUUGUAGCUCCUUCUAUAGUGCCUGUUCUGAAAGAUGAAGUGGAUAGAAAACCAGAAUACCCUAAACCAGACACUCAGCAGAUGAUUCCAUUUCAGCCACGACAUUUAGCACCUCCGGGCUUACACCCUGUCCCCGGUGGAGUGUUCCCAGUACCACCUGCAGCAGUUGUUUUAAUGAAACUUCUCCCUCCUCCUAUUUGUUUCCAGGGUCCUUUUGUACAAGUGGAUGAACUGAUGGAAAUUUUCCGAAGAUGCAAGAUACCAAAUACAGUUGAAGAAGCUGUGAGGAUCAUUACUGGAGGAGCCCCAGAGCUAGCUGUAGAAGGCAAUGGCCCGGUGGAAAGUAAUGCAGUACUCACCAAGGCUGUCAAAAGGCCCAACGAAGAUUCAGACGAAGAUGAGGAAAAGGGAGCUGUCGUUCCCCCUGUUCAUGACAUUUACAGAGCAAGGCAGCAGAAGCGAAUUCGGUGAAGCAGGCACAGAACCUGCCUCAGAAAGAAAACUCCUAUCCAGGAUUCCUUUUGCCUCUUAAGUCAUAUGUUUAAAAGAGACAAUGCUUUGUUACAAAGUUCUUGGAAACAAAGUUGUAUUGUCAUUGGUGCCUCUAUUCAUAUGCUUCUUGAGAAAAACCAACCAACCUAUGUGAAUUUUAGGAUUUGGAACAGACCUAUGCUCUAAGAAAAUUUAGGUUUUCAAAAAUGUGAGAAGAGUACAAAGUGGCAGAACCACAUUUUGUUCCCGCUUCAAGGGUGUCUUGUAUGUACCACUUGAAGACUUGUGGGUUUUCAACAGUUUUAUUUUAAAAACUGGAUGGUUUAUGAUUGUAAAGCAUUUUAUCACAUUUUCUGAAAACAACAGCUGUUCUUGGUUUGCUUAUGUAGAGUCCUGCCUUAUUGUUUGUUUUAUUUAUGGCAGAAUGUACGGAAUCGGUUUUGUAGUUUAAAAUUUUAAAAAACAAUCCUUUAGAAAAUAAAAGGAUCUCAAAAAGUCAUGUCUCUUGCUGCUGCUUUCAUUCAGAUUUUAUCUGAAAUAGCUACUUACGUUAUUUAGCCAAUACUGUUUAAAACUAAAGGUCAACAAUGUAAGGAAAAGUCAUCCUGUAUUUACUAUAUAUACACAACUGUUGUCCUUUCCUGGUCUUUUUUGCUACUAUUUGAAAACAUGAGAGAUCCAUUUUUAAGAGGCAAAUUAAACAUUUUAGAAAUCUUCAAAUAUGAAUGCAUUUUUCCCAAAUUAAAUCUGAGGGCGAUAGACUGAGAUAUUUUAUCUUUCAUGUCUCUUAAAAGCAACAUAAGUGUGGGAAUUCCUUUAACCACUCGCUGUCUUGCUCUCACAUAAAUAUAUUUCAAAAAGUGCUCAGUAUUCAAGAACAUUUUUUUCAUCAGCUAAACAAAGACAGCAUUAAAGGAAACUACAGCCAAGUAACCAAAAACUAGCUACAGUGAGCAAAAACGUACCAUAAAAAUUAAAAGAAUUAAGUUUUGCUCUUUUUUAGCAACGUUACCUCCUUUUGACUCAUUUCUAGAAAACUAGACCAACAACUAAUUGAGCCUAAGGAUUGUGAUUCAGAAUAAAGGUUAAAAUAAGGAGGGAAAUAAGAGGAAAAGUACGAAGGCUAUAAAGAGACAAUCUUUGCACAAUGGGUACACAAUUUAGAAUUUGAAUUCAAGUGUGAUUAAAUAUCAGCUUCAAAUAUUUCUAUAAAACCUAUAAUAAAAGGUUAUCUUGAAUCACUUUCUUAUAUAAAUUUAUACAUAGCAAGGUCAUAUUUACCUAAGUUGAUCACAAGCAUAUGUCUCCAGUAUUUUCCCAGUGAAGCUAAGAAAAAUUUCCUCAAAACAAAGUCAGCUGCCUCUACUUCAGAUUUUGUUAUCUUCCUAAGUAUCAUUUUCAAGCUGUGUGGGUUUUUUUUUAAUAUCAUGGUUAUCAACAAAACAAUCUGAAAGGCAUAAGUAGUACCAUAUAGCAUAAACUUAAAAAUUAGAGAUAUGGAAUCUUUCCUGAAGUGCUAUCUUUGGGUAGUGUAUUGAAGAAGACAAAAUGGUUUCAAAGACCUGAAUGGUCUGUAACAGUGUUCCCAUGUGACAAAAGAAAGCCACGUGAUUGAGUAUGGAAAAAUGCCUUUUUUUUUUUUUUUUUUUUUUAGCAUUGUAAUAAGAAAACACACACGUACACCCCUACCUACCUUGGGGAAAAGUGCUGCUAAGGACUGUUAAGGCCAUUAUGUGUAUUACAACUGCUCCUACUACAUUCAUUU
Messenger RNA from Lagenorhynchus albirostris (white-beaked dolphin), 4085 nucleotides. It is a transcript of the gene CSTF3, whose product is annotated as cleavage stimulation factor subunit 3. Gene Ontology annotation, cellular component: nucleus. Bases 146 to 2299 code for a protein of 717 amino acids. NCBI's taxonomy places the organism in Eukaryota, Metazoa, Chordata, Mammalia, Artiodactyla, Delphinidae. The transcript is spliced from 21 exons. The record is from RefSeq and is a predicted model, not a curated record. Gene Ontology annotation, molecular function: protein binding; mRNA binding. Gene Ontology annotation, biological process: mRNA 3'-end processing.